CACCCAUGGGUCACAGGGGAGGAGGGGGGAGAGCAGGUCUGAAACAUGCACUGUGAAUGUGCAAAGUUUGGUUACGAGGCACAAGGUCGUCUGGGUCUUGCAGCAAAACUUGCCAAGCUUCGAAAAUCUUUGAGCCAGCUCAGGCUCAAUGUUGGCUCAACUCCCUGUGAGUAUCAGCUCAGCCCUGCUGGGUUUCAGGUGGUGACCAGCUGGUUUUUACCCACUGGGCAGUACAGCUUGGGCACUCCUUGGUGUUGUGCUCCAGAGUUUCGGUGGUUGUUAAAAUUCAGAGCACAACUCGAGCAGCUCAACCGAUCCCUGGCGUAAUCCUGUUGGCUUAAUGAGUUUAUUCUGAAGCUGACUUUGCCCCAGAGAGCAAGGAGUGUGUAGGCACACACAGCCAUGCCAGAACAUUUGCAUGAGCCCGUGAACAGCUCAAGCUGCAAAGGAUUUGGAAAGUGGAAAAUCUUAGUGUUUCAGUCAGGUGUGUAUUGUGUCUAGUUGAUCCAGUCCCACAAUUCUUAACUAGCACAGCCCAAGCUGUCCUGUAUAGUUGAAGUCUUUAGAUUUGGGCAAAUACACUCUCCCUGGGUGUAAGAAUUUCCUAUAUAGCUGAAGUGCCACACACUGUAGUGAGAGCAGAGCCAUGUUCUGCUAAGUACUGUAGUUUAAUUAAUUUGCCAUCUGAAUUAACAAUAGGCACAAAGGACUGAGGAAGGGAAUCCUUUCCUCCUAGUGAAGGGGUGGGGAACAGGGAGACUGGAGGGAUAUGGCCAAAAGCCCAGGGAAAGAAUGUGAAGCAGCCAGGCAUUGAGUGAAACUGCCCUGAGGCCCAGACAGACCACUCUCUUAACAUUUACAGCUCUCUCCCCCUCUUUCUGUGUUUGGGAAUGAAUUUAAUUAGAGUGAAAAGGAGUUGCUAAGAGACCAGAGGAGUUCUGGAGUUUGUUGCUGGGGCUGAAUUGCCUCUCUGCUUCCAAGGCACUGUGCUAAGAAGGAUGAUGUAACAUGAGCCUGCAUAAAGCACUCCCAGCUCUAGGGAAAGCUGCUCUCUCCUCCUUGCAGUUCCAGUCUGGUUUGACCAUCCAUAGGGAUAUGAUGAUUAGGAAGGCAACCUCCAGCCUGGCAAGACACCUGUCCAUGGCACACGGGAUCAACCAGGUGAGAAGAUUUCUGCAUGGUGGUUAUGUCAGGAUUCAUCCCUCUGUGCAGGAGGCUCUGGUGGAAGGGAGACCCGUGGUGGCCUUGGAAAGCACCAUCAUCACACAUGGCAUGGCCUAUCCUCUGAAUCUGAGUGUGGCCAGAGAGGUGGAAGGAAUUGUAAGAACAAAUGGAGCAGUGCCAGCCACUGUGGGUAUUUUAAGGGGACAAAUCCACGUGGGACUCACAGACGAGGAACUCGAGUUCUUGGCGAGCAGUAAAAAUGCGGUUAAAGUGUCUCGCAGAGAUUUUCCUUUUGUCCUCAGCCAGGGCUUGUCUGGAGGCACUACCGUGUCUGGAACAAUGAUUGCAGCACACAAAGCAGGAAUUCCUGUGUUUGUGUCAGGUGGCAUUGGAGGUGUCCAUCGGGAUGGGGAGAACACUCUGGAUGUGAGUGCUGACCUGACAGAGCUGGGACGAACUCCAGUCGCUGUUGUAGCUGCAGGAGCCAAGUCUAUCCUUGAUAUUGGCAGGACACUGGAAUAUCUGGAGACUCAGGGGGUGUGUGUGGCUGCCUUUGGAGAAUCAAGAGAGUUCCCAGCCUUCUUCUCACGCCAGAGUGGCUUCCAAGCACCCUAUCAUGUCCGGGAUGAAGAGGAGGCAGCCAAACUCAUUGACAGUGCCCUGGGGCUGGGCCUGAGCACUGGGGUGCUGAUAGCAGUGCCCUGUCCCCAGGAGAGAGCUGCAGAGGGCCAGGCCAUCGAAGAGGCCAUCCAGCAAGCUCUCAGCCAAGCCAGGUCCAAAGGAAUCACAGGCAAAGAGGUGACCCCCUUUUUGCUACAGAAGCUCAUUGAGUUAACUGAUGGGAAAUCAUUGGACUCCAACCUUGCACUGAUCCAGAACAAUGCCAGAGUGGGCAGCUGCAUUGCAGUGGCCCUGAGCAAACUGCAGAAAGCCAGAAGGAAAAGGAACCUGCCUGGGCCAGGGGACAAGAGAGCACCACAACCAGUGGUGAUUGGCGGGAUCAACGUUGACUUCAUAGCCAAGGCACAGAACCCUGACAUCCUGGGCGGUGGGCAAACAAAUGCUGGAAGAGUGAGAAGAACCUUUGGUGGUGUUGGAAGGAACUUGGCAGACUGUUUGAGCCGUCUUGGACAAGCUCCUCUCCUCUUAUCAGCCGUGGGGAAGGAUGAGCAUUUGGAGUCUGUCCUGCACUACUGCCACCACAUGGACAUGAGCAGCAUCCGCCAGCUGGAGGGGAGGAGCACAGCCACUUACUGCGCUGUGAUCACCGGUGCUGGGGAGCUCAGCGUUGGCUUGGGAGACAUGGACAUCCACCAGCAGAUAACAGAGCAAUAUGUGUCCCAGUUCAAGGAGAAGCUGUGUCAGGCCCCACUUGUUUGCAUGGAUGGAAAUUUGCCUCUCUCCACUAUUCAGUACGUCUGCCAGCUGGCUAGAGAGCACCAGCUAGCAGUGUGCUAUGAGCCAACAGAUGAGAACAAAGCCUCUAAGCCAUUCCUGUCAGACAGCUGGAAAGCCCUCACGUACAUUUCCCCCAACCUGCAAGAGCUGAGAGCAAUAAAUCGGACCCUGGGGAACCCUCUGCCAGCAGAGCUGCCAUCCAGCUUGGAGGAUGUUGUCCAGGCUGCAGUAGCCCUGGCCUGCCCUUUGCUGGCCCACCUGCACUGUGUGGUGGUGACCCUCGGUGCUCACGGCGUCCUCCUGUGUGGCAAGAGCCUGGGAGGGAGCAUCUCCCUCUAUCCAGGAGCUCAUGAGCAGACUGCUGCUGCCAGGCUCUGUGCUGCCCACUACCCUGCCAUCCCCAUCAGCAGGGAGGAGAUAGUCAACGUCUCGGGAGCUGGUGACAGCUUAAUGGCAGGAAUCCUUGCAGGGAUGCUGGCUGGACAUGACACAGGCACCUGUGUCCGGAUGGGGCUGCUGGCUGCCAGCUUGUCUCUCCGCUCCUACGAGCCCAUUUCCCCAGAAAUCAGCACUUCCAGUGUCAGCCAGGAGCAAGUCCAGAGCAGGAGCUGGCCAGAGGUGAAGUUACGGAAUAUGGACUAGAGCACUGUGGCUUUCUCAUCUGGCACCUCACUGCACUCGCAGCAUUCCUACUUUCAAGAACUGGACUGUGUUUUGAGCUUUGAGAACAAUCUGCUUUGGUCCUGAGUAAACCCUCAGGAGAGGAGGCCCCAACCCAGGGAACUUGUGUGGAAUGAAAAGCUGAUUUCUGGUCUUUCAGACCUCCUGGUUUUCUGACCUCCAGGCCUUCUAGAUUUUCUAUUGAGGGAUUCUUUUCUUCCUGCACUUUGUGUCUCUGUUGUCCAUUAUCACAGUAGCUCCUCUGUCAUUGACUCCUGGAUCUUCAGGACCACGUCCCUUCAGCUGGGCUCAGCAGCAACCUCUGCUCUUGCAGCUUACUCUUUCCUAUCCAAGAUAUCCCACAGAUUCCAACCUGUGGUGGGGUGCAGCUGGCAGGAACAUGACACUGUAGGACAGCCUCAUCCAUCUUCCCAAGCCUGCCAGCACACACCACACCUUCUUGCUCUGAGGCCAAAUGCCCCUGGAGAAUGUAGGCAAGACAAAGUAAAGAAGGGGACAGCUGGUGGCCUUUAAAAGAUGACAGCCCCUUGUUCCACAUGCUUUCCUCUGAACCUGGGGUUUCCUUCCUUUUUCAUUCCUGAGUAUCAAGUCUGAAAUGAAAGAGAUCAGAGGGAGCAAAGCAUCUCCCAUGGAAGGCACGAGGAAAAGUCACCUUCUCUCUCUAAGCAUGUAACGUGCACAGGAUGCAACCGUGGGUGCCAACAGUUUGGUGAGCACUGAAACUCAUUAAAACUGAUUUCUAGUAGA
Molecule: messenger RNA, 3990 nt
Organism: Catharus ustulatus (Swainson's thrush)
Lineage: Eukaryota; Metazoa; Chordata; Aves; Passeriformes; Turdidae
Product: pseudouridine-metabolizing bifunctional protein C1861.05-like
Exons: 19
Coding region: 1009-3204 (731 amino acids)
Molecular function (GO): kinase activity; pseudouridylate synthase activity
Source: RefSeq, a predicted model, not a curated record